Molecule: messenger RNA, 1110 nt
Organism: Dufourea novaeangliae
Lineage: Eukaryota; Metazoa; Arthropoda; Insecta; Hymenoptera; Halictidae
Product: kinesin-like protein KIF6
Exons: 6
Coding region: 1-1110 (369 amino acids)
Biological process (GO): microtubule-based movement
Cellular component (GO): microtubule; kinesin complex
Molecular function (GO): microtubule motor activity; microtubule binding; ATP hydrolysis activity
Source: RefSeq, a predicted model, not a curated record
AUGGGCCAGGGUCAGACAGGCUCCGGGAAAAGCUUCACGCUCAGCGGGCUCAGAAACAACUGGGAACACAGAGGCCUGGUCUCGAGGAUUCUGUCGGACAUGUUUUCAGAGAGAUCGAAUCGUAAGAAAGUCAGCACGAUACAGUAUCACGUGAGUUUCGUCGAGUUGCACGGGAAGGAAACCAGGGACCUGUUGUCGCCCCGAAUGGAGAACAGGAUUCGGAUAAACGAUCGAGAUCCGUUUAAGGAUGUCACUGUAGUUCGCGUGGAGAACGAAGAACAGGCGCUGAGGAAGCUUUUCGAAGGAGAGAGCAAGAGAUCUACCGUGUUGGGAUCGACGUAUCCAGCCUCUCAUCUUGCGUCAGCCGUGAUCACCAUUCACGCGACCAACAUUAGCUUGGUUACAUCCCAUGGCGUCGUAACCAAGGCCAAAAUACACAUCGUGGAGAUGGCGGGCAUUGGAACGGUGGGUAGAAACGGCGGCUGUAAAACGGCAUCGGACAUUGGCACGGCGAAUUUGACCAAGGUUCAGCUGGAACAGUACUUUACGUACCUUAGAGGCGUAAAACCAGUCGCCUACGAUGCAACUCGUUCUAGUAACUUGUUGAAGAUCCUGGGAAAUGCUUUUUCUGUUUCGUCUGUGAUCCGCUUUAUAUCCCACAUACAAAUCACUAAAGAGGAUCUAGACAUUACCCUAUCCACGUUAAGGUUCACCGGAAAUAUCGCUAAGUUGAAACCUAUGAAAGUCAAUGAAGAUGUGAAGUAUCGCCAGGAUUCACUAGUACAAAGGCUUCAGAGUGAAGUGGAUGCUCUGAAGAGGGAGUUGAUGAUAAACAAAUUGUUUCUAAAUCAGGAAGCUUCGAUAAAUAUCUCGAAGGCACGAUUGGAGCAAAUCAACAGGAGCGUUGUUAGUUUCCUUAGUGGCACCAUGAGUGACUUUACAUUGUACAAUGUCUCCCAGGCUCGACAGCUGUUGAAAAGUAUCAAGGAUUUGUAUAACAGAUUCACUGCCAAAGAGAUCGAGAUUGAUCAGCUGAAGAUUUUGUACGAAAGUAUGUCAAAAAGUAUAGUAGAUGCGAGCACAUCGACGAGAGUGGAAAAAGUAUACUAA